Messenger RNA from Podarcis muralis (Common wall lizard), 2923 nucleotides. RefSeq names its product atlastin GTPase 2 (gene ATL2). Lineage: Eukaryota; Metazoa; Chordata; Lepidosauria; Squamata; Lacertidae. The record is from RefSeq and is a predicted model, not a curated record. Gene Ontology annotation, molecular function: GTP binding; GTPase activity.
ACGGGGAGUUAAUUUUAAACCUGGACAAGAUGGCGGAAGGGGACGCGGCUCGGUUCGGGCAGCGAGUAGCGCUGCCCCGGCUACAGCCGGACUUGGCAGGGGAAAACUUUGUGGACGCAGAAGAGAACGCCCUUUUGGAUACUGAUGAAGAGGUGGUUCCAGAGAAGCCACGCCCAAUACAAAUUGUUCUUGCUCAUGAAGACGAUCAUAACUUCGAACUGGAUGAGUCAGCAUUGGAGAGAAUUUUGCUUCAGGAGCACAUAAGAGAUCUCAAUAUAGUAGUUGUUUCUGUAGCUGGUGCAUUCCGUAAAGGCAAAUCUUUUCUCUUGGACUUUAUGCUUAGGUAUAUGUACAACAAGGAAUCAUCAGCUUGGAUAGGUGGAAGCCAAGAGCCUUUGACUGGGUUUACAUGGAGAGGAGGGUGUGAGAGAGAAACAACUGGAAUUCAGAUCUGGAGUGAAGUGUUCGUAAUUCCCAAGCCUGAUGGGACAAAGGUUGCAGUAUUGCUAAUGGAUACCCAAGGUGCCUUUGAUAGCCAAUCAACUAUCAAAGACUGUGCAACUGUAUUUGCUUUGAGCACCAUGACAAGUUCUGUCCAGGUGUACAAUUUAUCACAGAACAUUCAAGAAGAUGAUCUUCAGCAUUUGCAGUUGUUUACAGAGUACGGAAGGCUAGCUAUGGAAGAAAUUUAUCAAAAGCCAUUUCAGACACUAAUGUUCUUAAUUAGAGACUGGAGCUAUCCUUAUGAACAUCCAUAUGGCUUAGUUGGAGGAAAACAAUUUCUAGAAAAACGGUUACAGGUUAAGGUGCACCAGCACGAAGAGCUCCAGAAUGUAAGGAAGCACAUUCACUCAUGUUUCAGUAAUCUUGGCUGUUUCCUAUUGCCACAUCCUGGUCUUAAAGUCGCAACAAACCCAAGCUUUGAUGGGAGGCUAAACGACAUUGAUGACGACUUUAAGAGUGAGCUACGGAAUCUGGUUCCAUUGCUGCUUGCUCCUGAAAACCUGGUAGAGAAAGAGAUCAGUGGCUCGAAGGUGACAUGUAGAGAUCUUGUGCAAUAUUUCAAGGCUUAUAUUAAAAUCUAUCAAGGAGAGGAGCUGCCUCACCCUAAGUCAAUGCUUCAGGCAACAGCAGAAGCCAACAACCUUGCUGCAGUAGCUGGAGCAAAAGAUACUUACAACAAAGGAAUGGAGCAGGUUUGUGGAGGAGAUAAGCCUUAUAUUGCUCCAGCAGACUUAGAGCGAAAGCACCAAGAUCUAAAGGAGCUUGCCAUAAAACAGUUCCGUUCUGUGAAAAAGAUGGGAGGUGAGGAUUUCUGUCGCCGUUACCAGGACCACCUUGAUGAAGAGCUCGACGAAGUCUAUGCAAACUUUGUGAAGCACAACGAUGGCAAGAACCUCUUCUAUGCUGCCCGUACCCCUGCUACUCUCUUUGCUGUUAUGUUUGCCAUGUACAUAAUCUCAGGACUGACUGGCUUCCUCGGAAUGAACUCCAUAGCUACCCUAUGUAACCUUGUAAUGGGGGUUGCACUCAUAUCCCUUUGUACUUGGGCAUACGUUAAAUACUCUGGGGAAUUCAGAGAAGUUGGAACACUCAUUGAUCAGAUGGCUGAGCUACUAUGGGAUCAGGUGAUAAAACCUCUUGGUGAUAAUUUGAUUGAGGAUACUAUGAGACAAUCGGUUACAAACUCUCUCAAAGCAGGCCUGACUGAACAGAUGUCUCAGCAUGCCAGAUUAAAGACAGAUUGACCAUUCAUCUCCUUUCAUCUGCCUGCCCAUCCUAGACUUGCUUGCUGUACAAUGAGAACUCAAUAAACCAAAGUUUACAUUGACUCUAGAGAAGUAGAUUAUUCUGACUGGCUUCUCAAUUUGCUGCCGUCACAUUGGGGGAGGGUGCGGGUGCAGGGUAAGAAGUUUUGAUGGCUUUUAAGGCUUUCUCCUCUUUUUUGCUUCUGAGACAACAGCCCCAAUGCCACAGAGAACAGGAAAGUGAGGUAUCUGCUUCGACACUAGUGUACCCAGGGGGAGGUGGUGUGGGCUCUGUCUUGCAGAAACAUAUCCACUGUAAAAGGGUUUUUCAGGGAAGUAAUUUAUCGAGCCUAUACAAGGAAAUCUUUUAACAGAAUGUAUGUAGCCACAAAAUAUCCCAUCAAAUAUUUUAACUUUGUGAACACUUGUAAACCGUUAACAUGAUGAAUCCAGCUGACAUAUCAGCAGUCGCAGUCAGCUGCGGAGUCAUGUUUGAGCCACUACAUUUAGCUACUCCUUGCUUUUCUGCCUUUUCUACCAGUAUUACCCAAAUGCAUGUGUACUAUCUCCACAGAAAUUACAUUUAGAGGUAACAAUUGUAGCCAAGGAAGCUAUCUUCAAGUGUACAUUGUCUUGCCUUUUAAACUUUGGAGACCUUGUCCUACAGGAUACGCGUAUUGAGAAACGAGAGCAGAUUUUCUCUGCAGUUUUAGCCUUCAUGUAUAUAUAAUGCCAUUAAUACGACUCGCGGGGGAGAAAAUCCAUCCAAAAACAAAAGCCGUUGCCUACAGCUACAAAGCAAUGAGUUAGGAUUGUCUGUACAGUGUGUCUAGUUAUUUUUUAAGAAACCACAGGGCAUGUAAAAAAUAUAAAUAUAUAAAUACAAUUUUGUAUCAAAGUUUUGUAGUUUAUGGCAAAACCUGGUUCUGUGAUAGGCAAAGUACGGUCCCUGUAAAGGAAUGUUUGUGGCUCAUGUAAAUGUGUGAAUGCAUCAACACAAUUUGGAGUUUUUUGAUAUAUUUGUGAUAUUUACUGCCUUGAGCACUGCAAUCUCACCCCCAUGGGAAAUCAGUGGGAAUGUUUGUUGUGAAACUUUGUCCUCAGUUGCAUUUUAAAGUUAUUUCCUGUAAUUUAUUUUCCGGUACAUUAUUAAAAUCAAUUGUGUAUAUAUGAAA